CGCCUCUAUUUCUCAAAUUCUCUUCUCAUUCUCUACUUCCUGGACGAUUCUCAAUGCUCGCCGUUUCUGGCGAUAAAUUUCUCUACACUUGCUCACUUCCUAACCAUUCAUCAAUAGUAAAAGCUUCCCCUGCAAAUACACAGAUACCAGUACUCGACAGCGACUGCUCCCCGUAAAAUCCCAAUCGUCAAUUGUACCCUCAGCGCUCCUCAGCUCUUUCCACCGAUAGCAAUUGCUCCCACUCCAUCACACAAGGAAUCAGGCCAUGCCGAGUACAAAUUUUGACCAACAGUGCUGGCAGGAGAUAAAGGCCAGUUCAUCCUCGUCUACAACUCGCGUUCCAGCUCGAUGGGAUGAAGAUACUGGAGAGUUCUCCGUCCGCUGGAGCGAUAUCCAAGAUAAAUUCGAGCACGCUGCCUCUGUUAGAUACGGCAAUGAUGUGAAAGAAUUGCUUGUCGAUUCAGAUUUAAAUUAUCUCGAGCCCAAAAGAAUCCGAUACUGCCAUAACACGGUGCUCGAGGUGGUCAUGCAAGGCCAUCCGGAGGUGCCAAUCUCUGCAGCUCAGGUCUUUCCCAAUAUACCAGCUGCAUCUUCAAAGUACAGUAGAGCGACUAUAACUAGGGCGACUUCCAUCAACAUAGCCACCGCCAGCACCAACUCAGUUUCACAAGCACUAGAAACUCUUUCUAUCAGCCGCACCUCAUUCGACAGCAAUCACCUUGCUCAGUCUGCGGAUACGAUGACGGAGGCAUUGCUAGUUCUCGAUCGCCCCAGUAAUCCAAACUCUCCAAGAGCUCAGGCUAUACUCACGAACCAAGUUACGAUGACCGAAGCUAUGAGCACAGCUAUUAAUACAGCAAUCAACACAGCCAUCAGCACAGCCAUGAACACAGCCAUGAACACAACCAUAAACACAACCAUUAACGCAGCCGUCAACAAGGCGUUCCAGGAACUGUACCAGGCAAUCUUGGACGACAGAGCCCUCUCCUUCGAGAUACUGCAAAAUCAAAGGAAGUUCGAGACUGUGCAGCAAACUGAAAUCAGCCUUUUGGAGGGCAUCAGAGAUCGGGUGGAAGUUGCGAUUACUCAGAACAGGGAGCUCCACGAAAGCACAAUUCCAGGUCUCUUCAUCAUUCUGCCCAAGGCAAGGCGUUUUCGUGUGGGUAAUCUGCUCGAAGACCACUAUCGGCUGUAUUUCCUGUGCGAGUGCGACGACCACACAAAGAGCGCUGGAAGCGAGAUUCCCCAUGAUGUCCAUCUCGCGAAGCAUGACGGAUACGACAUCAAGCUACCCGCCGCAUUCUUUACCAAGUACAGUCAACAUCUCCUGACAACUCUGAAGUGGGUCAAGCGUUUACUCUCUGUGGCAAGCCUUGCUAACUCGGCCGUGGGCUACUCAGGUAUCCUGGAUGGGAUAGAAGGGAUUCAGAAGUACCUCGACCUUGCAACCGACAGGCACUUUGUCACCUUGGUGGACGAAGCGAUCGCGUUUAUGCAGAGUCAAACCAACCCUAGUGGUGGAAUCGAUGCGGGCUCAAGCCAGAAUCUGUACGAUGAGAUCAAGAGCUUAAAAGGUGCUGAUCUCAGACGACUGGAGACGUUCCUUCAUGUCAACGACCAGGCCUACGAUUUUGGCAACCUUAGCCGGAUUGUAACCAAAGAAGGGUACGUCAAAUGGGUUUGCGAGCACCAUUUUAGCGAGAACUUCCGUGCAUCCGACAUGCAGGAGCUGGAAGAGGUCAUCCAGAGCAAUAGCGGAACUUUCAUCAAAGCGAAGGGCAGGAUUGAGAUCACUAUUGCGUCUAGGACUAAGGCGGAGCUGUUUUAUAAUGCAAUAAGGAAGACGGGCAUGAUCCAAGAGCUGGAUAUCGCUUUGCAGUGGAAAGUCACCCACGAGGAUCUUCGCGUGUUCGCCGAGGCUGUUUGGAGCGCCAAUAUUGUACACCUAACCAUGGACGGCGAGAAGUCUAAGAUCCCUUUCCUGGAUUUUUUCAACAGUAGCCGUCGAUACAAUCCUAUCAUGGAAAUUAUGUGUAAUGGGCGGCUCAAGUCGUUGAGGUUAAAGGACUUUGAGAAGUUUUUCAAUCGCGUCAGCAACUCUGCCAUAAUGAACGCCCCCCAACUUCGUGCUCUAGCGAUCAGUUCGGUACUACCAUCCAAGACAAAGGUUUCCAGCGCUUUUGUUACGAGAAUUUUCAAAAUGUGUCCCUAUCUGACGGAGCUCGAUCUGAACUCUGGCAACUGGAAUUUCAUUUUCGACCUCCUCAGAGACAACAUCAGCGGCCUCGAGAGACUCGAAACUGUCAAUAUAGGCAGCGGAAGACUCAUCUUGACCGUGAGCAGCUCUCAGGGCAAGAUCAAGCACUCCAAGGCAACCAUCGACCGGCUCGAUGACCUCAAGUCAGAAGAGGAGAGGUUCCUUACCGCCGGCCAUCUCAAGGCGCUUCACGUUACACGCACUCCAAGUCAAGGUACCAGGGUUGAGUUACUCAAGGUUCUAGAUAUGAACCCAGAUCUUUCCGAGAUUUGUGUUGGAUGUCGUCCGGAACAGGCGCUUGACACAAUCAAGCUAAUCACUGAGAAAAGAACGGACAUCAUGUUUCGACGAAGCUCGUGCGCGCUUCGCCAAUUCAAUCUAUGUGAGGACAAAGGGUGUCCAGGCGACAACGGCAAGAGUGACGAUAUUCUUCACAUGGCCCUCAGCUUUCCGGACUCCGCAUUGCCGACGUGCAACAUAUCCACCAACAUCAGGAUGAGGGCCUCCUUUCCAAGCGCCGAAUCCAGAUAUCUCCUUGCUUUAUUCAAGGACUACGGCUCGACUAUCGAGCAGCUACAUACGAACCAUGCAUUCUACGAUGACCUCGCUACUUUUCUGGAUAAUGGCACCAAGACCAAGGGCUCUUCUUUAGUGCACCUGACCCUGAACCCCGCAAUGCUGACAUUAGUCGGCCUCGAUUGUGUAAAUCGGGUCAUUGAGCGUUCAUCGGAUUUGGGACGCCUGGAGCUACAUUUGGACCGACUCGAGGAGAGCGAUAAUAUGGAGAAGGCAGUACAGUUGCUUCGCCGGCACGGAGGAAGGCUUCAUUCGCUAACUCUUCAAGGCGAUGCAACAGAGUCCUGGAUGCCGACCCUGGCGACAGAGCUCCCAACACGUCUCAGUCUUCCCAAGCUCGACACAUUUAGGAUCAUCUGCCGAGGCAGCGCGAGGGUCCUAGAAGUGUCCGCUCGCUGGCUGGUAGCGAUGGUGUCAGGGCCUUCCCAGCAAGCUGCAUCAUCCUCACUUAGUACGUCAAUAACCGUCCAAUCUGCUUCAACAUCAGAUUCACACCAAGAGUGGUGGUCGCUCAAGAACGUCUCUAUUGAAAAUGUUCAAUUUGAGAAUGAGGACUGGAAGGAUAUGAUAGAAAAAAUGGAUUUUACUUCAUUGGAGAGCCUUAGCUUUAGUGGUAGCAACUUUUCGCUCGACCAACUCCAAAUUUUGGUGCGCAGCCUACCCGAGUACAACGGCACGAUCGUGCCGCUACAGUCUCUGAAAGCUUCGGUGACUCGACUUGACGAAUGCGAGGACAUUGAGUCUUUGAAGGAGGCUUUUGUGAUGCUCCGCAACAAGGCAAUUGCGAUUAAUGUAGAAGGUAUCAAGAAGCUGGACUAGGACCAUGAAGGGAAGGAUGUAGGGGACCAUUAAACACUGCGCUCAUAUUUUAUAUCCACUGUCGCAACCUAAAUACUUGUGGAGCAAACUUGUAGCACUUUUUUCUGAAUAGACAGAGCAAGUUUCAAGGAAGUAGGUUGAAAUGAAAAUGCUGCAAUAAAUUUGAAUUGUGUUGCCACCAAUUCGUCGAAUCCGACAUUCUCCUUUUUGCGUUACUCACAUCUGCACCGUUAUUUAUUCACCAACCUGCACC
Gamsiella multidivaricata is the source of this 3905-nucleotide messenger RNA. RefSeq lists its product as uncharacterized. The transcript has 2 exons. The record is from RefSeq and is a predicted model, not a curated record. NCBI's taxonomy places the organism in Eukaryota, Fungi, Mortierellomycota, Mortierellomycetes, Mortierellales, Mortierellaceae. Bases 266 to 3652 code for a protein of 1128 amino acids.